Hevea brasiliensis (rubber tree) is the source of this 4372-nucleotide messenger RNA. RefSeq lists its product as uncharacterized. Bases 1032 to 4232 code for a protein of 1066 amino acids. The record is from RefSeq and is a predicted model, not a curated record. NCBI's taxonomy places the organism in Eukaryota, Viridiplantae, Streptophyta, Magnoliopsida, Malpighiales, Euphorbiaceae. The transcript is spliced from 10 exons.
UUUAAAGUGAAUACAGAUCAACGAUAAUGAAAUGCACACUCCGAGUCUGGCAGCCAAUUGAUUGAGUUAGUUCCCGAUCAAUUGCAGUGCGUACUUUCAACGACGUAAACGAAGGCCGUGGGAUUGCCUAACAAACAUUUUUGUUUUCUUAUCAGCUUUCCCCUCAGCGUUGCCAAUGCGAGUAACGUCAUUUCUGCAAAACUCUCCUUCUCUCUCUCUCUCUCUCAGGCACUGACUCUCUCCGACCGACAAACGCGUUAAAGAGUGUAGAUUACACCCUAAAUUUUCAAACUCCUUGCUCUCUCUUCCCUCUCUCCCGGUUUCUCUGCUUCUCCGAUCCAGAUAGCGUGCUGUAACAAAACCCUAGCUUAUUAAGUUUCAUAGAAAUUGUCUCAUUCGAUCCCAUUCGGAACUCUCCGAUGUCAAGAAUUUGAUAAUCGUUGUCGAUAUUCAAGUUUUUUUUAUUAUUAUGUUUUACGAGUGGGCUGCGAGAUUCGAGUUUUGAUGAAUAAAAGUUAGUGAUUCUUUGGACCUAUCUUUCAUUUUCAGCAUCAAUUUUGGUGACAAUGAUCGUGCUUUAUUUUGGCAAUUUUACGAAGAUAGUUUAAGGAUAUUGAUUCGAUAUUUUCUGGCUGGUUUUAUUGUCGAUUGCGCUGGAUCAGAGGAUGAACUUAGCUUGACAUCAGCUGGUAUUUGGCUUUUUUUUCCCCCUUGAUUCGUGCCGUUUAUGAUUGAAUGCGUUUUAAAGGGUUGUAGCUGAGCAAUAAUUGAAGGAUUGCUUACCCUAAAACAGCCAAAUUUUAUCAGUUUGCUACGCGGGAUUAGAAUGAGUAACAGUGUUGUGCAGGGAUAAUUUUUGAAGGCGGUGAUAGGUGUGCUCGGUUUUAUUUGGAUGUUGUCAGGAUAUAUGGGUAUUGUUUAGCGGAUGCUGGAUUUUGUAUUUGAGUUAACGUGUGGUGACAAGUGGGUUCUGAAGUCAAAGGAACCAUACCGAUCAUAUUGUGUUUGGUUGUUAAAAUUAAUUUAGCAAAAUGAGUUUAGAAAAUGAAGAGCAACAUGGACUGAAUCAGCACGCUGAAGCAAGACGCGAAUCAGAAAAGAAGUUAAUUUCUUAUACAAGAGAUUUUCUACUAUCGUUGCGUGAAUUGGAUGUUUGCAAAAAUUUACCUAGUGGAUUCCACAAAUCGAUUCUUAGUGAGUUUGAGGAUACUCCACAGGAUAGAUUCAGAAUUUCUGGCAGCUUAUCAUUGCAAAAUUACAGACGCAAUGAACAUGGUUCAUCGCCUCCCACUAGAGGGGAUAUGAGCAAUUAUUCCAGGGGAAUUCAUGGAAGGUGGGAUAGUCAUUCCUCUGGAAGGAGUGAUCAUGACAGUGACUCACAAUCUGAUUGGGAUUCAGAUUCUGGAAAGCGUUAUGGCAAUCAAUCUCAGCGAUCCUGGCAAGUUCCUGAACAUGAUGGACUCCUUGGAAGUGGUUCUUUCCCAAGACCAUCUGGAUAUGCUGCAGGGUCAUCGGCUCCAAAGUUUCGAGCUAAUGAUCACUACCAGCUCAAUAGGAGUAAUGAGCCAUAUCACCCACCUCGUCCUUAUAAGGCAGUACCUCACUCACGUAGGGACACUCAUGACUCUUACAAUGAUGAAACUUUUGGUUCUUCUGAGUGCACAAGCGAGGAUAGAGCAGAAGAGGAAAGAAAGAGAAGAGCUUCCUUUGAACUGAUGAGGAAGGAACAACAUAAAGCUUUUCAAGAAAAGCAGAAGUUGAAUCCAGAGAAGGGUAAGGAUGACUUCGAUAUUAGUGAGUUGAUGAAGGAUCCAAAAGAUGAUAAGAGACUUGUGAUUAGAAAAAAUGAAUCAGAUGAAGCGGUGACACAGCCUUCUUCAAUUACUGAUUCUGAUAAGUCUUCCUUUCCCUCACCAGCUCCUGUAUCUAGACCUCUUGUGCCUCCAGGGUUUUCAAGCACUAUAGUGGAGAAGAAUAUUGGAAUAAAAUCUUUGAUUCACCCUCAACCAUCAGAGAUUGGCAAUGAACACGAGAGUAGCCAUUUGCAUACCAAAGGAAACCAUUCACUUAGUGGGACAUCUAAUAAUCUAGAGGAGAAACAAUUUCUAGAACAGAUGGAUUCAAGAGAGCAGCAGCAUAGCGGUCCAAUUAUUCAUGUUGCAGUCAACCAAAGUGAAAAGAUUCUGAAUUUGUCAUCAGCGUUGGUUGUUUCAAGUGAAGCAGUCAGCAUGGAUAGUCAAUAUUACAAGACUUCUAAACUUUUGGCAGCUUUUGAGACUUCAGAGAACAGUGAAGUAAUAGAGCUUGAUGCUAAGGAUGUCACGGGGAGUAAAGUUGUGGGUGAAUCCAGUCCAAACCAUUCAACCUCGAUCCUUGACAAGCUCUUUGGCAGUGCACUGACACUAAAUGGUGUUGGUUCGUCUGGUUUCAUUGAGCAUCAGGAUGUUAAAGCAGGUGACACACGGAGCCCUUGCACGGCCCAGUCUUCCAAGUUUGCUCAAUGGUUUCUUGAAGAAGAGAAGAAACCAAUUGAUAAUAUCUCAUCUGGCAGGCCCAAUGAUUUGCUAUCAUUAAUUGUUGGUGGUGAAAAAAGUGGAUCCCAGACUUUUGAUGUUAAGGCUAUUGAGAAUAUUCCACCAAGUCUUCCUCUCCAAAGUCCUGGACUUGCAGAUGAGCACAUGACAUCCAAUUCAAUGCCUGUUGAAAAGAUUGAUAAGCUAGACACAGUUCCAGCUGUACUUACGUGUGAAGACCUUGAACAGUCAAUUCUGUCAGAAAUUACUGAAAAUGGCUCAAUGCUGCAGCCUCCUUUGCUGGGCUGGAGUGGUUCUGGACCAAAGACUGAACAUCAGAAAGCCGAUAUUGAUGAUCAUGCAUCACAGCACCUUCUUUCGUUGUUGCAGAAGGGUGCUGGUCUGUCAACUGAUUUUGAAAUCAUAUGUUCAGACGCGCAACAAAAUAUGGAAUCUGAGAAUCUUGGCGCUGUGCUCUCUAAUUCCAGAGAGAUACACACCGAGAACAUUCACAAUGCAGGCAAGCCUUUGACUCUUGAAAUGCUUUUUGGAACCGCUUUCAUGAAGGAAUUGCAGCCAGUAGGAACACCAAUUUCUGGCCCGAGGGGCUCAAUUGGAUCAAUGAGAGUUAAUCUUUCAGAGUCUCCUUUUCCUGUGAUGGAUGAUGAUCUCCUUGCUUCUACAGAUGAUACAACAUCUAGCAUAUCGACUCAUGGCACUGGCAUUCUAGCAUCAAAGCAGAGACAACAAAUUAAAUCAGAAAGUAAUGAAGAGAAAUUUUCAGGGUUUGAUUGUCAAAAGGAAGUGGAUUCAUCACAACACCGGACUGAAUUGGGAUCCAAGGUUGGUGGCUUUGAUGGGUCUGUUGAAAUUCGACUUCCUGAAGAAGAUAGCUUGAUUACAGUUAGUGAUCCUCUCAAUCUCCAGAACUUCAUGCCUGCCAGGAACUCAUCUAAAGCUGAGUUAUUAUCCACGUCAGAGACUGCGGUUGACAUUGCUGAAAAACUAGCAGCUUUAAAUUCUGUAUACCGGGAUGAAAGGCCUUUUAUAGGAGGCCAAGAUGGUGGAGCCUUUUUUCAUGGUCCUUAUGAUACGAGGGAACAUGAUGUUCAGUAUCCUAAGAUUCAUGCCCAGCCAUCUUCUCCACAGCUUCAUCACCCUCAGUUGAAUCAUGCAGGGCCAAUGUUCCCUUCAUUAGAUUCUCAUGCUACCAAUAUUAAUGCUCAGAUGAAAUUCAUGGCCCUAGAGAACAUUCAUCAAGAUCCUCCUAAUCAUCAAUUUUCUGCAAAUUUACUACGUCCUCCAUUCCACCACCCCAGUACUGCACUGAAUGGAUUAGGUCCUAACCCACAUAAUCCUAUGUUGCAGCAAAUGCAUAUGCCUGGCAAUUUUCCUCCACGCCACCUUCUACGUGGAUUUGCCAGGGGUGCACCUUUGCAUCCACAUCCCAACAAUCACGCCUCCGGUAUUAUACAGGAGCCAAACCCAAUGCAAGGUUUCCCUUUUGGUCAAAGGCAAACCAACUUUGGUGGCAUUGGAAUACCAACACAAGCUCCUGACGUUGGUGGUGGAACAUAUCAUCCGGAGGCUCUACAAAGGCUCAUCGAGAUGGAACUCAGGUCAAAAUCUAAGCCCGUUCAUCCUUUUGCAAUGGCUGGCCAUAGUCAGGGGAUAUAUGGUCAUGAACUAGACAUGGGAUUUGGACAUAGUAAAUUUUAGUUACAGCUGUGGAUAUGAUGAUGUAUUUGUGAUCACAUGCGCAGGGCUACCCUGCAAAGGCAGUGGGUUUAUUGUGCUGCUUCAGGAGGUUCAUGUAGUUAAAUGGUAUUUUAAUUGAAAUUAGCAUUCGGUUGGUCUUC